CUAAGAAUCAGGAAGAGUAAGAAGAAGCAGUAUCCGUUGUGAAGAAGGUGUCUUGUGCUGAGGAAAGAGACGGAAAUGGAAGCAUACGGUGGGUACUUGGUGGAUGAGAAAGCUGCUCGGGUUGAGGAUGCUUUCCUUGAAUUUCUGAAGAGCUUCCGGGUCGGCCAGCAGAGAGAGCCAUAUUACGAAGCGGAGAUUGAAACAAUGAGAGCCAACGAAUCCAACACGAUGUUCAUCGAUUUCUCGCAUGUCAUUCUUUAUAACGAUCUUCUUCAGAAAGCCAUCUCUGAUGAAUACUUGAGAUUUGAGCCCUAUUUGAAGAACGCUUGCAAGAGGUUUGUUAUGGACUCGAAGCCAACCGUCAUAUCUGACGAUAACCCUCACAAAGACAUAAACAUUGCUUUCUUCAACAUCCCAAUCGUUAGGAGGUUAAGGGAACUUACUACAGCUGAAAUUGGAAAACUGGUGUCUGUGACCGGAGUGGUGACACGGACAAGUGAGGUUCGACCUGAGCUUCUCCAGGGAACUUUCAAGUGCUUAGAAUGUGGUGGGAUUGUAAAGAAUGUUGAACAGCAAUUCAAGUAUACUGAGCCAGCGGUCUGUCUAAAUGCAACCUGUUUAAAGGGGGCAAGGUGGGCAUUGCUGCGGCAAGAGAGCAAAUUUACUGACUGGCAGAGGGUAAGAAUGCAGGAGACAUCUAAAGAGAUACCUGCGGGAUCUCUUCCUAGGUCAUUAGAUGUUAUUCUGCGUCAUGAGAUUGUGGAACAGGCCAGAGCUGGUGACACGGUGAUUUUUACAGGGACUGUGGUUGUCAUACCUGAUAUAUUGGCAUUGGCGUCUCCUGGAGAGAGAGCUGAAUGCCGCCGAGAAGCUUCUCAACGCAAGAGUUCUUCAGUUGGAACUGAAGGUGUGCGGGGUCUUAGGGCUUUGGGAGUCAGGUAUCGACUGGCUCCAACUCUGUUCAGACUUAGGUUUAUUGCCAACUCUGUUCAGAUAUGUGAUGGAAGAAGAGAGACAGACAUCAGGAAUAGAAAGAAGGAUGCGGAUGGCGAAGAGCAGCAAUAUACAACACAGGAGCUUGAUGAAGUUAAGAGAAUGAGGAACACUCCAGAUUUCUUUAACAAACUUGUUUCCAGCAUAGCACCAACUGUCUUUGGUCACCAAGAUAUCAAGCGAGCAAUCCUUCUUAUGCUAAUGGGUGGAGUACAUAAAUUUACUCAUGAAUGCAUCAAUCUAAGAGGAGAUAUUAAUGUUUGUGUUGUUGGGGAUCCUAGUUGCGCCAAGUCUCAGUUUCUCAAAUAUGCUGCUGGCAUAGUUCCAAGAUCUGUGUAUACAUCUGGAAAAUCAUCCUCUGCUGCUGGCUUGACUGCAACAGUUGCCAAGGAGCCUGAAACUGGGGAGUUUUGCAUUGAGGCUGGUGCUUUGAUGCUUGCUGACAAUGGCAUUUGUUGCAUUGAUGAAUUUGACAAGAUGGAUGUCAGAGAUCAGGUAGCAAUUCAUGAGGCCAUGGAGCAGCAGACAAUUAGUAUCACCAAGGCAGGAAUACAAGCCACACUUAAUGCACGUACUUCCAUUCUUGCAGCCGCCAACCCUACAGGGGGACGAUAUGACAAGUCUAAACCACUCAAAUAUAACGUGGCCCUUCCACCAGCUAUUUUAUCAAGGUUCGAUCUGGUAUAUGUUAUGAUUGAUGACCCAGAUGAUCAGACAGAUUACCACAUAGCCCAUCACAUUGUGAGAGUUCAUCAAAAGCGCGAAGAAGCUCUGACUCCAUCAUUCAGUACAGCAGAACUGAAGCGAUAUAUAGCUUAUGCAAAAACUCUCAAACCAAAGCUCAAUCCAGAUGCCAGACAACUAUUAGUAGACUCUUAUGUGGCCCUUCGGAGAGGAGAUAUGAACCCUGGUAGUAGGGUUGCAUAUCGCAUGACUGUUAGGCAGUUGGAGGCAUUAAUCAGGCUCUCUGAGGCCAUUGCACGUUGUCAUUUGGAAACUCAGGUGCAACCUCGUCAUGUUCGUCUAGCGGUUAGACUGCUGAGCACGUCCAUAAUAAGUGUGGAGUCCAGCGAAAUUGAUCUGUCUGAAUUUCAAGAAGAAAACCGAGAUGACAGCUUGGGUGGUGAUGAUGGACCUGAUAGCAGAAACGAUGCUGAUGAUCAAGGAGGAAGCACUACAGAACAGAAAGAUGAUGGAACUAAAGGUGAGAGGAUGCAGCAGAUGGUCCUACCCCUCAACAAGGCAAGAAGCUUAUUAAGCGAUGAAUAUUUCCAGAGAGUUACCCAGGCCCUUGUUAUGCGCCUUAGACAGCAUGAAGAAACUGUUGCACAAGAAGGAACUGGUUUGGCUGGAAUGAGGCAACGGGAUUUGAUCCAGUGGUUAUGUGAGCCAAGAGUUACCCAGGCCCUUGUUAUGCGCCUUAGACAGCAUGAAGAAACUGUUGCACAAGAAGGAACUGGUUUGGCUGGAAUGAGGCAACGGGAUUUGAUCCAGUGGUAUGUGAGCCAGCAAAAUGAAAAUACUUAUAGUUCAAUGGAGGAGGCAGCUGCGGAAAUUACCAAAAUUAAAGCUAUUAUAGAGAGUUUGAUUAGAAGGGAGGGCCAUUUGAUAGUGCUAGAUGAUGGUAGGCAAGCAGCAUCGGAGGCCGCAGGUGCGGAGCACGUGACAUCAAUCUCCAGAAAUGACCGGAUCCUGGCUGUGGCUCCAAACUAUGUUGUCGAUUAACAGCUUUUCGCGUUGUUGCAAUGCUAUGAUGUGUAAGUGUGUACAAGGGAACAUUCAAAUUAUUCAAUUACCACUGGAAAUUAGUAACUAAUGAAACUGGUCUUUGAUGGAGAAAGUAGCAGAUCACUCAUGAUUUAUGUCGGCAGUUUCCGUGCUAGCGGGCAGGCCAUCGGUGGCCUUGUAUAAAGAAUUUGUCACAAUCAAAAUCGGAUGCACCAACAGCCUCGGCACACUAAGAUUUAUUCAAUACUGCGAAGAGAUUUUAUUGACUAGCUGUUGGUAGUUAACUAUCUCGUAAUUCUGUAAUCUGUCACAUGCUCACGCAAGAGUUGCAAGAUAUUGGUGACCUUGAUAACGAUUGUGUUUUUUUUUUUUUUUGGCCAAACUAUACAUACUUUCUCUAAUUUUUAUGUCAUGUGUAGAUAGCCUUCUUGAUCUCUGAAACUUUACAGCAAACU
Messenger RNA from Neltuma alba, 3176 nucleotides. Its product is annotated as DNA replication licensing factor MCM6-like. The record is from RefSeq and is a predicted model, not a curated record. Gene Ontology annotation, biological process: mitotic DNA replication; DNA replication initiation; double-strand break repair via break-induced replication. NCBI's taxonomy places the organism in Eukaryota, Viridiplantae, Streptophyta, Magnoliopsida, Fabales, Fabaceae. Gene Ontology annotation, molecular function: single-stranded 3'-5' DNA helicase activity; ATP binding; single-stranded DNA binding. Gene Ontology annotation, cellular component: MCM complex; nucleus.